Molecule: messenger RNA, 957 nt
Organism: Colletotrichum graminicola M1.001
Lineage: Eukaryota; Fungi; Ascomycota; Sordariomycetes; Glomerellales; Glomerellaceae
Product: methyltransferase domain-containing protein
Exons: 4
Coding region: 1-957 (318 amino acids)
Molecular function (GO): methyltransferase activity
Source: RefSeq, a predicted model, not a curated record
AUGUUAGACGAGGACGAAUUUGAGGGAUCGGAUUACGCUGGGUCGCUUGCGUCUUCAGGCUUCACCUCGCUUGCUUCUCGUGUCUUGGAGCAUUCCCACGAAGGCGGAAGACGUUAUCAAUCAUUCCAGCAAGGCAAAUACCCGCUACCAAACGAUGAGACGGAACAAUUCCGCGAGGAAAUGAAGCACCAGCUAGUCAAACGUCUUCUCGAUGAAAAAGAUUACCUAUCGCCCAUCGGCAACAACCCGCAGAAGAUCAUGGACAUCGGUACUGGCAUUGGCCUUUGGGCUGUUGAUAUUGCGGACAAGUUUCCUAGUGCACACGUUAUUGGGGUGGACAUCUCACCAAUACAGAACUGUUACGCACCCCAAAACGUCGACUGGAGGAUUGACGAUAUUCAAGAAACCUGGCCACCACUGUAUUCCGACCUCGAUUUUGUCCACCUCAGAUCGGUCAGUGUGACCCUUCGGGAGCCAAUCAAGGUCAUCCGCUCGGCGUACGAGAAUCUCAAACCAGGCGGCUGGAUCGAAUUUCAAGACGCCGGCGUUAGGAUCGGCUGCGACGAUAACACUCUACCUGAAGAUUACGCACCUGCCAAAUUCAUGGACACUUACAUCCGCACAUUCAAAACACAUUUUGGUUGGGACCUGGAAUUCCCUAAUGUUCUACCAGAGGUCCUGAAAGACACAGGAUUUAUUAACAUCCACCACCGGUACCAUAAACUACCAAUUGGCCCCUGGGCUAAGGACCGGAGCCAGCGCGAGAUUGGUCUCUUCCUCAGCAAGGACGUGCUGUGGCAACUCGUCCGCGCUGUGCUCGUGAAGUGGCCACGGAUGGGCCUGACAAAGCAGGAAGCCGAUGCUAUGGAACAGGACAUCCGAGAGGCGUUUGAAAACACCUCGUACCACGCAUACCUUCCAUGGAUAUCCAUCUGGGCCCAGAAGCCACCCAGCUGA